Molecule: messenger RNA, 1350 nt
Organism: Acanthosepion pharaonis
Lineage: Eukaryota; Metazoa; Mollusca; Cephalopoda; Sepiida; Sepiidae
Source: the annotation of a GenBank genome assembly
AUGACGCGAAAAAGACUGCAACAGAGAAGAAUAGUACAGAUAUAUGCAAAGUGUUGUCAAGGGAAUCACAGUGAAGACAGAUCGAGAAAAUGUCACAAAUUUAAUCAUUUUAGUUUUUUUUUCCGCCUGAAAAUCCUUUCGCGAUAUGUUUUGGCUAGGAGGCACCUCCUUCUCACAUCGCAGCCUCUAGAAAAUUCCUUCCGUCGUUUUCUUUUCUUUUCUUUUUUAAUACCGGGCCCUUGGCAGGCCUGGAAGCGUGUCUGUACCUCUCUCUCUCUCUCUCUCUCUCUCUCUCUCUCUCUCUCUCUCUCUCUCCUCCCGAUUCUAAUUAGGGCGUCUCGUCCUGGAAAUGACUACUUGAGAUUUUCAAUACCUUUCAUUGUCGACUAUCUAUCUGUUCAUGUCUAUCGUUUUUAUUUCAAACUGUUGAUCUAUCUAUCUAUCUAUCUAUCUAUCUAUCUAUCUAUCUAUCUAUCUAUCUAUCUGUUUUUUCAUUGUCUAUUCGUCAAUAUAUCUAACCGCCUGUUUCAUUUUGUUCAUAUAUAUAUAUAUAUAUAUAUAUCUAUCUAUCUAUCUAUCUAUCUAUCUAUCUAUCUCUCUUAUCUCUCUUAUCUCUCCUAUCUCUUGACUCGUUUAUUUCUCAUAUCUCUUAUCUCUCCUAUCUCUAAAAUCUGUUAUCUCUUAUCUUUCUUAUCUCUUAACUCUUUUAUCUUCCUUAUCGCUUAUCGCGCUAUUCUCUCUUAUAACGUAUAUCUCUCUGUUAUAUCUUAUAUCUCUUAUCUCUCUUAUUUCCCUUAUCUCUCUUAUUUCUCAUCCUUUUAUAGCUUAUCUUUUGUCUCUAAUAUUUCUUAUCUCUCAUAUCUCUUAACUCUCUUAUCUCUCCUUGUCACAAACCCGACUCUAUCGCUCUUCUCAUUUCACUCUCUCUGUAUCUCCUCCUCCUCUUUUGGUCUGGCUUUUCUCGCUUUAUUUCAUUUUAAUUUUUUUCUCUCUCUUUCGCUCCUGCUCAUUAUCUUUAAAAAUGUUUCUCGUCUGGUUUUCUUUGCCUUUCAUCUCUCCUUUUUUCGUCAAUACAUAUUUUCAUUUCUUUUUAAUUCGCUUUCCCUGAUCUUGAACUCUUCUUUCUUUUCUUUUGUUUAUGGCACUCUCACUUUCCGUCCACCAGUCUCUUCUUUCUGCUAUGUUAUUUUCUUCUCUCUCUCUCUCUCUCUCUCUCUCUCUCUCUCUCUCUCUCUAUUUAAUUCUUUUUCUUUCCCUCUAUUUCUUUUCUUCUCUUUUCACCAUUGCCUCCUUUCUUUUGCUUUCACGAGAUUUCAUAUCUACUUGCUUUCUUUGUCUCAGUCCUUGUAA